GUCGCUCUUAGCCAUUCAGUUUAUUGAAGUAUUCGGUGUUGUAAACACUCGCAAUUACAGGAGAAAAUGAAAUUAUUCGCCGUGUUUGCCCUGGUCCUAAUGGCCUUGUUGGCUUUUGCUUCGGCCGAUUAUCGUGUGGCCGGCCUUGACAGCGAAACUGAAGCUGAUGGUGAAGUCUGCAAGUGUGCCCGUAUUUUGGACCCCGUCUGUGCUACCGAUUCUCAAACUUAUCCAAAUUCUUGUGAAUUUUUGUGUGCCCAAAAGAAGUUGGCCCGCAGAGGAAGAAGCAUUGGUUUAGCACAUGCCGGUAGCUGUUAAUGUUGGAAGUUGAUAGUUUUCAUGAAACGGAACGAAUUUAAAUUGGUCAGAUUGUAUUUAUCAAAUUUUAUAUUUUUCUAAAAAAAAAAAAUAACAAAACCAUUCCAAGGUGA
Molecule: messenger RNA, 431 nt
Organism: Musca domestica (house fly)
Lineage: Eukaryota; Metazoa; Arthropoda; Insecta; Diptera; Muscidae
Product: serine protease inhibitor Kazal-type 1
Exons: 1
Coding region: 67-318 (83 amino acids)
Molecular function (GO): protein binding
Source: RefSeq, a predicted model, not a curated record